UCUCUCUCUCUGUGUGUCUAUAGCUCUCUCUCUCUCUCUGUGUGACUCGGAGGUUAAGCAGAGAGCUCAUUCCACAACACGGCGGUCCUCCAUGGCUCUGUGCAACGGAGACAGCAAGCUGGAGAUCAGCAGCGCACAGCAGAAUGGAUCCUGCGAGGGGGCGGUGGCCAUCCUGGAUGCUGGGGCCCAGUAUGGCAAGGUGAUUGACAGACGGGUGCGGGAGAUGUGCGUACGCUCUGAGAUCCUCCCUUUAGAGACACCAGCCUUCGCUAUCAGAGAACAGGGCUACAGGGCAAUCAUCAUUUCAGGAGGUCCAGCUUCUGUGUAUGCAGAGGAUGCCCCCUGGUUCGACCCUGCCAUAUUCACUAUAGGAAAGCCUGUCCUUGGGAUUUGCUAUGGGAUGCAGAUGAUGAAUAAAGUUUUCGGCGGCACAGUACACAAAAAGAGUGUCCGGGAAGAUGGAGUGUUCAGUAUUGGACUGGACAACACUUGUUCUCUCUUCAGGGGCCUUCAGAAGGAGGAACUGGUCCUGCUGACCCACGGAGACAGUGUGGAUAAAGUGGCCGAUGGCUUUAAAGUGGUGGCCCAAUCGGGGAACAUCAUUGCCGGGAUUGCUAAUGAACAGAAGAAGCUGUAUGGGACACAGUUUCACCCUGAAGUCGACCUGACGGAGAGAGGCAUCGAGAUGCUGCGUAACUUCUUGUUCGAGAUUGCUGGAUGCACCAGUAACUUCACCGUACAGAACCGCCAACAGGACUGCAUCAACGAGAUCAGAGAAAAAGUAGACAAGUCUAAAGUGCUGGUGCUGCUGAGUGGCGGGGUGGACUCAACAGUUUGCACGGCCCUCCUCAACAAAGCUCUUAACCAGGACCAGGUGAUAGCAGUUCACAUCGACAACGGCUUCAUGAGGAAGAGGGAGAGUCAGAGUGUGGAGGAGGCCCUCACCAAGCUGGGCAUCAAACUCAAAGUGGUAAACGCAGCUCACACCUUCUACAACGGAACGACAACCCUCCCCAUCUCUGAGGAGGACAGGACGCCACGGAAACGCAUCAGCAAGACUUUGAAUAUGACCACCAACCCAGAGGAGAAAAGGAAAAUCAUCGGAGAUACAUUUGUCAAAGUGGCAAAUGAAGUUAUAGGAGAGAUGAAUCUGAAGCCUGAGGAGGUUUUCCUGGCCCAGGGUACCUUGCGGCCCGAUCUUAUUGAGAGUGCCUCUCAUCUUGCCAGCGGCAAGGCGGAGCUCAUCAAAACGCAUCACAAUGACACCGAGCUCAUCCGCAAACUCAGAGAUGAGGGAAAAGUAAUCGAACCACUGAAAGAUUUCCAUAAAGAUGAGGUCAGAGCGCUCGGGAGAGAGCUGGGUCUGCCAGAGGAGAUUGUCUCCCGACACCCUUUCCCUGGUCCGGGUUUGUCCAUCAGAGUGAUUUGUGCAGAGGAGCCCUACAUCUGUAAGGACUUUGCCGAAACAAACAACAUCCUCAAAAUCAUCACAGACUUCUCUGCAAGCGUCAAAAAGCCCCAUGUCUUGCUGCAGAGAGUCAAGUCGUGCAUAUCAGACGAGGAGGAAGAGAAGCUCAUGCAGAUCACCAGCCUUCAUUCACUCAAUGCCUUCCUGCUGCCCAUCAAAACUGUCGGCGUCCAGGGUGAUUGCCGGUCCUACAGUUACGUGUGCGGUCUCACAAGUAAAGAGUCGCCACACUGGGAAUCUCUCAUGUUCCUGUCCAGACUCAUCCCUCGCAUGUGCCAUAGUAUCAAUAGAGUUGUGUAUGUGUUCGGGUCUCACGUGAAAGAGCCGCCAACAGACAUUACCCCAACCUUCCUGACCACAGGCGUUCUGAGCACGCUCAGACAGGCUGACUUUGUAGCCCACUCUAUCCUCAGAGAGUCUGGUUACUCCAGUAAGAUCAGCCAGAUGCCGGUCAUCCUGACCCCCCUGCACUUUGACCGUGACCCUCUGCAAAAACAGCCAUCUUGCCGGCGCUCUGUGGUGAUCCGCACCUUCAUCACCAGCGAUUUCAUGACAGGCAUCCCCGCCAUGCCGGGCAACCAUAUCCCAGAGGAGGUGGUGCUGAAGAUGGUCAAUGAGAUCAAGAAGAUCCCAGGCAUCUCCAGAGUCAUGUAUGAUCUGACCUCCAAACCACCUGGCACCACAGAGUGGGAAUAAAAACCCAACAUGACGUCAUACCGAUAGGUCACACACAAUGCACAAACACACCCAACAGAUAUCAGAGAGGGCUGGUGAAUUCCUCCUUUUCUGUCCCCCUUCCCUCCCUCCUUCCCUACCUACCUCCCUCCCCUCUUCAACAUUCCCACGGAAGGCAGACCGUACUGUGACGGGCGCACACGCAAGGGCGCUUCUACUCUGCUCUCCCCACCACUCCUCCCUGGUCUUAAUAUUUUUGGCGAUAGGGAUUGAUUAAUGUUGGUUAUUGAUAAUAUAUUGUCACUUUUGAUCCAUGUACAUCAAUGUAUUUCCUCUUAACGAUGAAAAGGUGAAUUGCUGCUUCCUUUUUUUUUAAGGUCAACCAUUUAAAAGGCAAGCGGCGAUAAGCUGUGAAAAGCUCUGAAAGUGGACUUUGAUGUUGUGCCUCAGGUUGCAUUAUGGGAUGAGCUAAACAUGAAAACAAGCAAACAAAAAGUGUCGCGAACAGAAGGAGAGUUUAAGCUUAUUCUUUUCUGCCUUCUCUUUUUUUUUGUCGGAUGUUUUUGUUUCACUGUGGUGGGUCAGAAUAUUCUCAACCUGAGACUAUCCUCUCUAUUUGUUUGUUUCACUUUCUGCCUGUAAACUGUGCUAUGAAGAAGGUUGUCUGUUUUUAAAAAGUAAAAACCAAACGGGCAACCUGUGUGACCAAUCAAUAAUUUUUUAAGCUUUUUGUUUUGCCAAAAGUAGAAUAUGCUGUGGUGAUGUAUAACAUUGUGGGCUCCACUUGACGAUCUUCUCCAGGCUACAUUUGUGGACAAGAGCUCUUGACUUGUCUGCUGUGUCACACGGUGGACAGCAGAUAACCCAAGAGGAGCUUCAGUGUGAUGACUAGUGUGCAGGAGGCCAAUACGACGGGCAACUUUGUAUGUGCCUGUUGUUUAUUUUUUCUUAAUGUGACCCGACCUGGACAUCAAUGUUUCCGUAAAGGAGGAUAUAACACUGUUUCUCUUCCUGCUGCGAUAUGUAUGCUUUUUAUGAAGAAUAAACAUGGCAAGAGGAUUAAUUAAUAACAUGUUACAAGUACAGUAGAGUUUAUAACCACAUUGUGUAAAUUGCUAUUGUCUUUACAUCAUUAUUUGGCUGCUCUUUUGUUGUGCAGGGGGCACCUUUUUUGCACAUUUUGUCUUUUUUUAUUUUUCCAACCCAUAAAGAAAGCCUUGGUGCAGAAUUAUGCAUCCAGUGGGAACGUCACAUUAUUUAAGUGUGUCACUGUGUAGGGUCAAAGGUCAGGUGGUCUGUCGCCAUCUCUAACACAAGUUUCACAAGUGUCUCAAAAAAGGCAUCGACUGCUAGAUCAAUUUCGGUUGUCCAAACAUUAAGCACGUCAUAAUCUCUCGUCUCGUCAUUUAGUCCUCAGUGAAUACAGUGCUCAGGUUUAACUGAGAUUUUAAAAGUUGUAUUGUACCCCGAUAGAGCCAUUUCACUCGGACACGGCGGUUCUCAUGCCGCCAGAAUUUGUCUUUGUGCCUCUCAUUCUCUGUUCUCUCCUCAACCUGUAGUGGUGAAAAAAACUAAUGCAAAAUUCGUCUUAACUGCUAUUGGUGUUCCUCCCCCUCUGUUCGGCCUUUAAUACGUGUGUAUUUUCUGUUGCAUAUGUCUCCAUAGAAAACAACAGCUUGAUAAUAUUGGACACAUAAUUUCAUAGUUGGAUUUAAUUGCAAUAUCAAUAAGAUUAAGUUAUGCAAUUUAAUGUCUGAUGUUUUGUUUUUUUUGUUUUUUGUUUUAUAAUUUGUAUUCAACAACGCUCAUUCUCCUUAGUAACGUGCCUCAAACCAAGCCACUGCAUGCAGUUUCAACUAUGAUGACAUUUGUACAAUGGAAAACUGAGCUUUAAUAAAGAUCUCCAUGUUGAAACUUC
Molecule: messenger RNA, 4061 nt
Organism: Anoplopoma fimbria (sablefish)
Lineage: Eukaryota; Metazoa; Chordata; Actinopteri; Perciformes; Anoplopomatidae
Gene: gmps
Product: guanine monophosphate synthase
Exons: 16
Coding region: 92-2164 (690 amino acids)
Biological process (GO): GMP biosynthetic process
Cellular component (GO): cytosol
Molecular function (GO): GMP synthase activity; GMP synthase (glutamine-hydrolyzing) activity; ATP binding
Source: RefSeq, a predicted model, not a curated record